AUGGCUAAGAAAGAAGUUAAGCCAAAAGAAAAAUUGAGUGAAGUGUUUGUGGCUGGUAAUAAUACAGAAGUCGAAAAGGAUUAUAUCUUUAGUAAGCAAGCAAUUGACGAUUUUAUUGCGGCCAAAAAGAUAAGAGAUGAGACCAACAGAUCCACUUUUGUUGAAUAUGACAAAAGAAUCUGUUAUCGAUGCAAUGAAAUCGGUCACAUGGCGGUCACAUGGUGGAUUCAAUGUGUCAAAAAGAUAAUAAAACCAGUUUUCCAUAAACCAAAACCAAAAAUUUCAAAGGGUGUUAAGGGAAAAUCACCUAUGUCAGAGGACAAACCAAAAUCAACUUUUGAAAUUGGUGAAUCUUCAAAAUCACAAAAGACUUCAAAGAUUUAUCCUAAAACAAAGACUUCCCAAAGUCAAUCAUGGGUGGAGAAACCUAAACGUUCCUUUGAGGAAAAGAAAAUGGAAAAAGUUUUAAAAUCUGAAUCAAAAAUUUUUGCAACCACUGAUGAGAAAAUUGAGUUUGAGUUAGAUAAGUUGAUUGAAGAAUUCCCACCUAUCAAGGAAGGAGCUCUAAAAUCAAAACCAGAACCUGAUGUUCCAGAUGUUGUUUUUAACAUUCCAAAAGUUGACAUAGUAGCUCAUGAUAUUGGGCUUCCAAGGUCUAUCAUUUCUAAAUGGAUAAUGGAUAGCGGCGCCUCACGGCACAUGACAGGGAUGUUAGCACUUUUAUACGACGUCAAAUCAAUCAAUGGAGGUUAUGUCGGGUUUGCUGGAACUCAAGGUGGAAGAAUUGUUGGAGAAGGAAUACUUACUAACGGGGUCGUAUCUUUUGAUAAAUUGAAUUACAUUGCAGAGUUAGAAAACAAACUGUUAAGCAUUUCUCAGAUUUAUGAUAAGUCGUUUACUGUUCAUUUUACAAAAGAUGAAUGUCUGAUUCUUAAACCAGGGUUUAAAAUACCCGCAGAAAUGGUGUUGAUGCGCGCUCUUCGUGAAAACGAUCUCUAUAUACUUGACAUGAGCGUUGCAACAACGACAGAUAAAAAGGCACCAUGCUUUGUGAGUAAGACGAAGGCAACCGUAAAAGAAUCCAUCAUGUGGCAUCGUAAAAUGGGUCAUAUUCAUUUGAGAAAGAUGAACUUUUUAGUUAAUAAUGAUCUUGUUGAAGGUGUUAAUUUGAAAAGUUUCCAUCUUAACGAUGAUUGUAUUGAAUGCAAGAAAGGGAAGCAGACGAAGAAGUCGCACCCGAAGAAGCUCUUGAACUCCAUCAGAUUACCGCUCGAAAGACUCCAUAUGGAUCUUUUUGGACCGGUAAAUGUGAAAAGCAUAAGUGGAGAUCUAUAUUGUUUAGUUGUUACUGACGACUUUACGAGAUUCUCCUGGGUAUUGUUUCUAGAGAAAAAAAAGAAGAAACAUUUGAUUCUUUGA
Molecule: messenger RNA, 1419 nt
Organism: Helianthus annuus (common sunflower)
Lineage: Eukaryota; Viridiplantae; Streptophyta; Magnoliopsida; Asterales; Asteraceae
Exons: 3
Coding region: 1-1419 (472 amino acids)
Molecular function (GO): nucleic acid binding
Source: RefSeq, a predicted model, not a curated record